Gallus gallus (chicken) is the source of this 968-nucleotide messenger RNA. RefSeq names its product baculoviral IAP repeat containing 5 (gene BIRC5). The record is from RefSeq and is marked validated. NCBI's taxonomy places the organism in Eukaryota, Metazoa, Chordata, Aves, Galliformes, Phasianidae.
CGCCCAACCGCCCUGGUUUGAAAAAUGGCGGCCUAUGCUGAAAUGCUGCCCAAGGAAUGGCUGGUCUACCUCGUCUCCACCCGCGCCGCCACCUUCCGCAACUGGCCCUUCACCGAGGGCUGCGCCUGCACGCCCGAGCGGAUGGCGGCGGCGGGCUUCGUGCACUGCCCCAGCGAGAACAGCCCCGACGUGGUGCAGUGCUUCUUCUGCCUCAAGGAGCUGGAGGGCUGGGAGCCCGACGACGACCCGCUGGAGGAACACAAAAAGCACUCCGCGGGCUGCGCUUUUGCCGCUCUUCAGAAAGAUCCCUCUAACCUGACGGUGCAGGAAUUCUUGAAGCUGGAUAAAAAGCGGACCAAAAACGUAAUUGUACGUACUCCUCGGCAGCGUGGUGGUGCCCCCUGCCCUGCCCUGCUUCCAGCCCUCGCCUGACGGGGCCCUGACACCGACUGGUGCUCUGUGCGGUGGCAGACAGUAAGGUUUUGUUUUUAUUUGCAGAAAAAAGCAAUUUCUCAGAAGGAAACUGAUAUCGAAGAUGUAGCCAAGGGCGUGCGGCACGCGAUAGAGAACAUGGGCCCUUAGGUUCCUCUGGGUCUAUGGUGUAUGUGCUGUGAUACUGCCACGCUGUCUCAAUAACUGUUUCCUGGGACCACUUCUGCAAUGGCCACGCCUGUGAGAAGCAAAACAGAGCUGAACUCUUCUUUACUCACCUGAGUCUGUCCGAGAAGUACCUGGGGUUUGGUGCAUUGCAUAUAUUGUCUUUUUCAGCAGGGAUUCUUUUAUUCUUCCUGUUACUUGUGGUUUUGUUUGUUCUUUCUUAAAUUCUUUUGUAAACUCAGUUCUUCCCAUUUGGGAAGUGCCGGUAGCCCUGCUGCAAAAACUUGUGGAAGCUAGCGGAUGUUUCUGGUUUUGUACUGAAUGCUACCGGUGCUUAAGGAUACUUUUAGAAAUAAAAAGGAUUAAAACUG